Polypterus senegalus (gray bichir) is the source of this 2319-nucleotide messenger RNA. Its product is annotated as tumor necrosis factor alpha-induced protein 8. Gene Ontology annotation, cellular component: cytoplasm. The record is from RefSeq and is a predicted model, not a curated record. Bases 183 to 779 code for a protein of 198 amino acids. The transcript has 2 exons. Gene Ontology annotation, biological process: regulation of apoptotic process. Lineage: Eukaryota; Metazoa; Chordata; Cladistia; Polypteriformes; Polypteridae.
AGAAAGCACUAUCUGUAGUUGAUUACUUGUGGAGCAGCUUGCCUCAUAGCUACAUCAGGGAAUUUGGAAUACAGAAUACUUAUUAUUGCACUGUUGUUUUCUCACUCACUUCAUUGGAAGGUCAAGAUUUAGUUAAUUUUUCUACCAGGUUUACUUCACUUUUUUCGUGACUACUUUCAGCAAUGGGCUCAGAAACUGAGGAAUCGAAAGAAGUGGCCUUAGAUGCUUUCAAUUCCAAAAACCUUGCAGUCCAGGCACAGAAGAAGAUUCUGGGAAAAAUGGCAUCCAAAUCGAUUGCCACCAUCCUGAUAGACGACACCAGCAGUGACGUGUUGGAUGAACUCUACAAAGUUACCAAAGAGUACACCCAAAAUAAAAAGGAGGCAGAAAAAAUUAUUAAAAAUCUCAUAAAAAUCGUCAUUAAAUUGGCAGUCCUAUACAGAAACAACCAGUUCAACUCUGAAGAGAUUGCCUUGAUGGAGACGUUUAAGAAGAAAGUUCACACGCUGGCAAUGACGGUCAUUAGUUUCAACCAGGUGGAGUUCACUUUUGACAGAAAUGUGUUGUCCAAACUGCUACAGGACUGUAAGGAAUUACUUCAUCAAGUUAUUAACAGGCACCUAACCCCCAAAUCUCACGGACGUGUCAAUAAAGUCUUUGAUCAUUUUUCAGAUUGCGAGUUCCUCGCUGCUUUGUACAAUCCGUUUGGAGCCUACAAAGCUCAUCUGCAAAAAAUCUGUGUUGGCGUGAACAAAAUGCUGGACGAUGGGAACAUUUGAGCAAGUCGUCCCCUUAACAUCUGAUUUUUGCUUUGCAUAGCGAUAUCAACAAUAUGGAGGACACCUCUGUAAAAAGAGGGGGGGGAAAUGUGUACAGUUAACAUGUCCCAGCAUGGGUUGCUUUUUGUAUCCGGAGGUUUCUGUUGUGCGGCGUGCUCGGCUCCCAGGGUUAUUUGUUCUGCUUUGUUUUAGCAGGCCAUUGCACAGCAGUAAAGGGAGAGUCUCGCUGGGCCGGGAGGUGAUAGUAACCUCUGUCUCUUGAAAUACAAGCAAAUGCCAAAUAUGUAUGCUCAUGUACAAAUUCUUCUUAUUAUUAUUUACUGUUUUAUAGGGGCAAUACACUUCUAUAUAUAAAUAAUGCUCAAUGUAAAAACUUAUGUUGUUGAAAAAAGCCUUUGAAUCUGUUUUAUUAUUACAGAACUUUAAAUAUUUAUAUAAAAAAGAGAUACAGAAAUGUUUUAUGUACUUCAAGGUUUAAUAUUAAACCUUUGUGGAGUUAGGAAAUACUUUACGAUUCUAAACCUUUUCAAAGUAUUUACUGUGAUGUGGCGAGUGUUUUGCUACAGCAUGAAUGUUCGACAUCCUUUAAAUGUGAUCAGAUGAGGUCAAGCCAGUCGUGUUCGUAGUGCCCAGGAAAGUUAACGGCACACACUGCUCCACAAUUCCUGUUUGUUUUGUGUUUCUUCUACCUGAAAAGUGCAGUUUAGUUUGUUUGUGGACGUGCUGAUUGUACAGACAGCUCGGUAUGUUUGCCUUCGCGUGCGUACCGUUUCGGUAACAGUGACUUUGUAAAUAUUGCAAUGUAAUAAUGUUUUCAUGUCAUUCUUUAGGUCUCUAGUGACUGUAAACAUUCUAAAUAUUAAUAUAAAGAAAUGGAUUUCUCCGAACAUCUGCUAUCCAUUUGAAAGAGAAACGUGCAAGCGCAGAGGGUGAUUCUCCCUGGAGCCGUUGUCAUUUCUUAUUCUCUGUUUUAAGAGCAAUACGUUCAGUUUAAAGGCGAAUGAUCCUCCUGGGGUACACAUUUGAAGAGACCCCCCUCUAAUCAUUCACAUGUUGCAUUCCUGUCCAUAUUAUGAUUACAGACACUGCAAUGUGUCCAUCAGGGUGGUAUGAAAUCUGCCCUGGCAUCUCUACGUUGUGAAAUUUCCAUGUUGCAUAUCAUUUUUGUUUUCUUCUCUUCCUCACUUGUCGUAGGGUACUCCUUUUUUACUUUUGUUGGUUUAAGCGACAUUUCAGGACACACGUAAAAAGGAACAGUUCCAUUGCUUAUUGUAAUGUAACCAAAAAAAAACUUGAAAGGUACUUGGUUUAAGUGGACACAGUGACUUCGGGUCUUUAGUAUUUUUGUUUUUAUGGUUUUUCUGAAGAUUAUUGAAGAAUUACUUUAAAUUUUCUGAAAUCUUAUUCUUUCGGUGAGUUGUAGUGGUCUUUGAAUAUUCUGAACUAUACUUCUGGAAGAUACCGCACCUUUCUUCUGAUCUCUAGUAAUUUCCUUUCUGAGAAUCCCUUCCUUAAAUAAAAUAUUUUUGUUUUACACACA